Messenger RNA from Drosophila santomea, 723 nucleotides. RefSeq lists its product as uncharacterized. The coding region runs from base 89 to 703 and encodes 204 amino acids. The record is from RefSeq and is a predicted model, not a curated record. The transcript has 2 exons. Lineage: Eukaryota; Metazoa; Arthropoda; Insecta; Diptera; Drosophilidae.
AUUUAUUAUAGAGGCGUUCUUGCAUUUAGUAUCAACUUUGUGAAUUUAAGAGAGGGAUUAUAAAAGGAAUAAGUUUGAUUGAAAGUAGAUGCAGUUUGAAAUCAUGGCCAGCAAAAUAACUUGGACUUUUCUGUUCGCGAUAGCUGCCCUCCAACUUUCGCUCGCAGCUCCUCCCAUAAACAAAUGGCAGUUGCAAUUUGAAGUGUCCAAUGAACUCUUUCAAAUGGUAACAGAUGCCAUGGAACAGCUAAGAAAAGUCUUCCAACUGGUCAUCGACGAAGCUGAACUUAUUUUACCACCGGACUCCAAUGGAAACAUUCUCAAGGAGCUCAAGGAGUUUGUCGCGGCCUUGGACACACUGGACUUCGAUGAUUCGUUUGAGCUGAACAGACUGGAAGACGCUCUUGAGGAAUUGGAAAGCAUCAUUUCGAUUGCAGGCAGCAAAGAAUUCGAAUCAGAAGCUGACGAGGUUGUGGUCCAGCUAUUCAUACAGCAUGGAGUUGAGGACCUGGAGCAUAUACUGGAAAAAAAUUUGGAAACUACUCUGAAAUCAGUCGAGCAGAAGGUGGAGAAGUACAUGAGCACAUGGUCCGACAGUCGGUUGGCUAGAAACUCGGACUUAGUUAAGCAGUUUAAUGAAUUUAAGAACGAGAAGGAUGUCUAUGAGAAGCUGGAUAAGCUAUCCAAUUCUGAUUUCAUUUAAAUAUAAAUAUUAUGUUUCAA